Messenger RNA from Aedes albopictus (Asian tiger mosquito), 12024 nucleotides. Its product is annotated as glucose dehydrogenase [FAD, quinone]. Bases 566 to 2605 code for a protein of 679 amino acids. Gene Ontology annotation, molecular function: oxidoreductase activity, acting on CH-OH group of donors; flavin adenine dinucleotide binding. The record is from RefSeq and is a predicted model, not a curated record. The transcript is spliced from 3 exons. Lineage: Eukaryota; Metazoa; Arthropoda; Insecta; Diptera; Culicidae.
UGCGGAGUGCAGAAAAGUGUUAACAACUGGCGGCGGCGCGCUUCGCUUCGGAUCUAGGAUUGGAGCUUCUUGCUUGCAACUUCAUUCAUAUUCCGAACGUCGUGUUGUUAAUACGUACGAUUGGACGAACUCUCGCGAUCGGUGCGCGCGCGUGCACAUGUGGGGCCCUCGAAACGGCCGCGUGUAGUGUAGUGAAUCGGUUGCAUAAUUUUCGCGCCACGGUGGUGAUCUUUGGCAAAGAUCCACGCUUGACUGCUGCAGCACGGUAGAUGAUUCGCUGAAGUGGCCUUUGGAGCAAACUGUGUUAUUUCUUGAUUUUUUGAUCGAUUGCGUGUUUAUCACUGUUCGAGCUCCGACAGGCUUUCGGCCGCGGUUCCUUGCAGCAUUUUUUUUUUGUUUUUUUGAGAUCCAGAUAGAUUAGCAAUGGAAUGGAAAUGAUUGUAGUGAGUUUGCUGUUGUGAGUGGAACGGAUUACUGGAAAGCAGGCGGUUUUGGGUCAGUGUUAACUAAUCUUCGAUAAGUCCCAAUCUUUCAUAGUGCACGGAACCGUGCGAAGAAGCCCAUCAUGGUUAUACCGGGAAUUCCGUUCGUCAAACUGGUCCCCCUGCUGGGCGGAUCUGCGUUGAAGGCUGCCCCGGCCGUGACGGCAGUUACGGCAACGGUUGCAGCGGCUAUCAAGACUGCUACCACGAUCAUUGGGGUGGGGAAACUGGCGAUCAUACCGAUACUGAUUGCAUCGCUGGCGUACUACAACUACGAUCUGUUUGAUCCGGAGAAUCGACCUUUCAAUGUGAAAGAGGUGGAUCGUGAAUAUGAUUUCAUCGUCGUGGGAGCUGGCUCAGCCGGGGCCGUCGUGGCGUCGAGGCUGUCGGAGAUUGGCGACUGGAAGGUGCUGCUGCUGGAAGCGGGAGGCCACGAGACGGAGAUUUCGGAUGUGCCAAUUUUGUCGCUGUAUUUGCACAAAAGCAAGCUGGAUUGGAAGUACAGAACCCAACCGCAGAAAACCGCAUGCCAAGCGAUGAAGGACAACCGCUGCUGCUGGACGCGUGGAAAAGUGUUGGGCGGCUCGUCGGUGCUCAACACCAUGCUCUAUAUUCGCGGCAACAAGCGUGACUUUGACCUGUGGCACGCGCUAGGAAACCCCGGCUGGAGCUACGAGGAAGUGCUGCCCUACUUUAGGAAAUCAGAAGACCAGCGCAACCCCUACCUGGCGCGCAACAAGAGACAACAUGCAACAGGUGGUCUCAUGCAGGUUCAAGAUGCUCCGUAUUUGACGCCGCUGGGUGUGUCGUUUCUGCAGGCUGGUGAAGAAAUGGGUUACGACAUCGUGGACGUGAACGGAGAGCAGCAAACCGGAUUUGCGUUCUUCCAAUUUACGAUGCGACGUGGCACGAGAUGCAGUUCUUCCAAGGCGUUUUUGAGACCUGUUCGGAACCGGAAGAAUCUACAUGUAGGAUUGUUUUGUCACGUUACGAAAGUUAUCAUGGAUCCGGAAAAUAAACGUGCUUUGGGAGUGGAAUUCGUUCGUGACGGAAAGAAGCAUGAAGUCUAUGCUACUAGGGAGGUUAUUUUGUCUGCUGGAGCUAUCGGAUCACCACAUAUAUUGAUGGUGUCUGGAAUUGGACCCAGGGAGAACUUGGAACAGGUCGGAGUUCCGGUGAUACAUGAUUUACCAGGGGUGGGACAGAAUCUGCAGGAUCAUAUAGCAGUCGGAGGACUGGUGUUCCGAGUAGAUCAACCCAUUUCAGUUAUUAUGAACCGGUUGGUGAAUCUGAAUUCUGCUAUUCGCUACGCUGUUACUGAGGAUGGUCCUUUGACCAGUAGCAUUGGCUUAGAAGCAGUGGGUUUCAUCAAUACGAAGUACGCUAAUCAAACCGAUGACUGGCCGGAUAUAGAGUUCAUGUUGACCAGUGCAUCUACGCCGUCCGACGGAGGAGAUCAAAUCAAGAAAGCUCACGGACUGAAAGAUGAGUUCUACGAGCAUAUGUUCAGCGAAAUCAACAAUCAGGAUGUUUUCGGAGUUUUUCCUAUGAUGUUGCGGCCAAAGAGUAGAGGUUUCAUCCGAUUACAAUCAAAGAACCCACUUCGCUAUCCCCUGCUUUACCACAAUUACCUCACCCACCCAGAUGAUGUAGGCGUCCUUCGAGAAGGAGUGAAAGCGGCCAUUGCCUUUGGUGAAACACAAGCCAUGAAGCGUUUCGGUGCCAGAUUCCACAGUAAACAAGUACCCAACUGCAAUCACCUACCAGAAUUCACAGACGAAUACUGGGACUGUGCUAUCCGGCAGUACACCAUGACAAUCUACCACAUGUCAGGAACAACCAAAAUGGGUCCACGGGAAGAUCCAUAUGCAGUGGUAGACAACAAACUCCGAGUCCACGGAAUCAAGGGCUUACGUGUCAUCGAUGCCAGUAUAAUGCCACGGAUAACAAGUGGCAACAUCAACGCACCAGUCGUCAUGAUCGGCGAAAAGGGCGCAGAUCUAAUCAAAGAACUCUGGAUUCAGAGAGGGUAUUAUAGCAGGAGAGGAAAGCGGGAACGCGAUCCACUUUCGAAUGUCACCACCACUACCGAAUCGAGUGCGAACGUAACGACAGCUAGCUAGGAGCAAGUACGAACUCAAAGAAUUUAGAUAAACACUAAUAAAUUUCCUCUAAUACUGGGGUCAAGCCAAAACUCAACCUGAAGAGAAAGUCUCUUGUCCAUUUCACAAACUCAUAGAUGCUUAUUUAGUAAACUUUUCGCGCGGUAGGCGAAUCCCGUUACCAGUACUUGCUCUACAAACGCUUUAUUAUUUUUUUUGUAAAUAAUCUUUAUGAUGCCGCUAGAUUUAACGUGUCGUGUUCACCGCGCAGUUGUGCGUAAUGUAGUAGAAUUGUGUAGGCUGUCCAACAAGAAUCACAAUGAAAUGACUGACUAUUUAAGUUAGUAGAUGUACGUAACAUGUAAUGACUUAGGUAGGAAUCGAGGUGUGAAGUAAAUUUUGAAUUAAGAAUAGAAGAAAAGAAAGUCAAAUUAAUUCCGAUGACAAUUCAUACAACAUGUUUGACCGAGCAAUACUAGAUGACAUUUAAACAGUGGACUUGAUCAACAUUGUAUAGGAAAAUAGAAAUUUAAUCGCAUAAAUCCCGUACAAAGCUUUUUCGGUUCAUCUUCUUCUUCUUCUUUAUGGCUCUACGUUACCACUGAGUCUUGACCUGCCUCGCUUCAACUUAGUAUUCCUUGAGCAUAUCCACAGUUAUUAAUUGAAGGGGUUUCCUUGCCUGCCAUUGCAUGAAUUGGUAUAUUGUGAGGCAAGUAAAAUGAUACACUAUUGUCCAGGGAGUCGAGAAAUUUUUUCCGACCAGAACGGGAAUCGAACCCGCCGUCUCCGGAUUGGCGAUCCAUAGCCUUAAUCACUAGACUAACUGGAAACCCUAUAUUAGCGCCCAAAUAACUGCGCAAAAUAUGGGUGCGAUUGGUUGCGUCACCGUAUUCCGCAUUGCGAUUGAAAUUUGUAUGAGAUUUAGUGUAGAAAAUAUUCACUCUUUCGAAUUUUUCUCACAGGCAGCUUAAAUUUGUAAUCGAUAAUGUUCAAAUAAAGCCUUGAAUAAACCGAAAAACUUUGUCGAGGACCAUAAAGCGAUCCGACACUUGUGACCAGAGUUAUAACAUACACAUCGUCUGAUCGACUGAUACUGAACAUUUAACAUGUAAAAAGGAAUGUUUGUUUUGUUUGUUUGUUUAUUAUCGACACUUUACACAAUUGUGCAGAGUAAUUGUAAACAAUUGUAAAGGAAUAAUAUCAAUAAUAAAAUUAUAAUUUUUGACCUAACACGUAGGAUAAGUCAGCAAUUACACAGCGUAACGUCUGUCUCAAGAGCAAACUUAUGUGUCUCUGACAGAUUUUGGGCUGCUGAAUGCGAACCGGGCUCAGAUUUGCUCCAGCACGUCACAAUUUUGAGAUAUACCCCAAUUUAUAGGGCAAAAUAUGCUAUUUUGGGCUAUUUUGAGAGCCAGCCAUUAAGCUGGAUAUAUUUUUUAUAAGCAAAAAGUUAAUUGGUCAAUUAACCUCUAAAUUAACGACUCAAUGCAAAAUAUUUUGUUUUAGCAAAUCAAAUUUGAUAGUUUGAAUCGAUUUAUGUUAGUAAGUAAACUUGCAUGCAACUUUUGGAAAGUGACUUGUAUGGGAAAUACCGUACAUAACAUAAAUCGCUUAAAACUAUCAAAUUUGAUUUGGUAAAAUGAUUUAUUUUGCAUGAGUCAUUAAUUUAGAUGUUGAUUGACCAAUUUACCUUUUGAUUACUUAAAAAAAAUAUUUCUUUGCUUAAUGGCUGGCAAUCAGAAAAGCCCAAAAUGGCAUAUUUUGCCCAAUAAAUUGGGGUAAAGCUCAAAAUUGUAACGUGCUGGAGCAAAUCUGAACCCGGAUUCGGAUUUAGCGGUCCAAAAUCUGUCAGAGACACAUAAGUUUGCUCUUGAGACAAAAAAAAAUGUUGCGCAGUGUUAUUGUACGGAUUUAAAGCUCGUUUUUUGUUGCACAUCUUAUAAGAAAAGCAUGGAGUGUGCAACACUUGGCGAGUUUUUAAGCCAUGCAACAAUUUACCUUACACCGGAUCGCUGUGCGGUCUGAGACAAAAAAUUUCGACAUAUCCUAGGCCAUACUUCCUGAAAGAAUGUAGAGGUCUCUAUAUACUUUCAUUGGUGUCCAACUAAUCUUGCUUUCCCUUCCCUCAGCUAUCGCAUGGACGUGGCCAGGACAGCACUCGAUCGUUGGAGAUUUGCGUCAAUCUUGUCUAACAGUCAGAGAUUAGUCUCAAAUCUUUGUUCUUUGGUAACGGACAGGAAGGAUGCAAUCCUCAUAACAGCGAUCCAAGGCUGUACCACCUCGAAUUUGUGCGACUUGCUUAACCCUCUAAUACCCAACCCCGCCUUUAGACGGGGUAUAGUUGGAGCAUUUUUGUAAUUUUUGUUUCGUGGAAAAUCAAACCUUUUAUAUUUUUGCCUGAUAUUUAGGACUGUUCUGUAUAUCUCCAAAUGAUUUUUGGUGUAUUUUAAAACGUAUUUACACUUUUAAAAAUCAUUGAAAAAAUGAUGUUUUAGUCACCUUUCAGAAGUUAAUGUUUAUUUUGUAUUGAUUCGCUACAAUAAACAUAUUUUAAAUUUUUCUCAAAUCAUUCUAUCCUAGUUUAAUAGUUUAAGGGAGUCGAAUACACUGUAAAAUUAUUUUCCUUAAAAUUACACGGAAAACAAAAUUUCCCAUGAAAAAAAUUUAAAAUUGAAAUGUUUCAACAAUAAUCAUAAAAUCUCAAAAUGAUUCCGUCUCAAAAAAUCCGUACCCCAAAGAGGCUUCCAGGAAAAAUAUAAAAGUGUGGGGAUGUUCAAAAAUAAAAAUUAGAAAAAUUAAAUACCGAAAUUCACGAAAUCGAGAAUUAAAAAGAAUCAUCUUCCAAAACAUGUUUAAAUCGAUUUUAGAUGACGAAAAAUGAUAUAUAGAUCAAAAUCAAAAAUUUGGGUAUUAGAGGGUUAAUGCUAAUAUCCUAGGCCAUUCUUUUACAUGAGUUGAAGCAAAAAAGAUCUGCUUAGAAAAAUGUACAAAAAAGUACGUUUCUCCUUUGUGGAGCGGAUCUGGUGUGAUGGUUAGAACACUUGACUAUCACGUCGAGGACCUGGGAUCGAAUCCCACUCCCGACAAACUCACAAAAUGUGAGUUCUUCCUUCGGAAGAGAAGUAAAGCGUGGGUCCCGAGAUGAACUAGCCUAGGGAUAAAAAUCUCGUUAAUACAUAUAAAUAAAUAAUACGUUUCUCCAUACUGAGUCAUAUACAAAUUUCAAUAGCAAUACGGAAUAUGGGGACGCUUUCAAUUGCAAUUUUGGCAUUAACCAAAACAUACUAAACAUAGUCGAAAAAACUUUGUUCCAAAAAGUCGACCUGGUUGACUCAGUCUACUAAGCAGCUGAUUUGAUUUUUAUCAAAGCCGUAACGGGGUUCAUCGUUUUCUGAAUUUGGUGCUCACUUGAAAUCAUAUUCCAACUGGUUUUAUUGAAAUUUUAUGAUGGCUUUUUUGAAGCUCCGCACAUUUAUAUUGGUACAUCCAAAUAUUAAGGGUAAAUGUUUAUUAGGCCGUCCCUUAUUUUGCAAAAUUUAGAAAUGUUAUAAGUUCGUUAGUGGAAAAUGAUCGUUUUAGCUAAAAAAUGAUCGUGUCAAAAUUUGAAGUCCGUAUUUCAUGGCUAAGUGGUCCCUCAAGGGGCCUAAAGUUGUCAAAAAUUGUAUGGGACCAAAAAAACAUGAUUUUUUUUUCGACAAAACAAAUACGCUAUUCCACUAAAACCGGUGAUUUUAGGACCUUAAAGGCCAAAAAUGUGCUUAGAUUUGCGAUAUCUCCACUCGUUUCCAAGAUAUUGACAAAAAAAAAACUGAAAAAUCAGCAUUUUUGACCAUUUUUUAGAUUCCGAAGGAAACUUACCCUAUUUUGUUCAAUAACUCAAAAACAAGUAGAGAUAUCGCAAAUCUAAGUACAUUUUUGGCCCUUUAGGGUCCUAAAAUCACCGGUUUUAAUAGAAUAGCGUAGGGCCUAUAUAGCCGAGGCGGUAAACGCACGGGUAUUCAGCAUGACCAUGCUGAGGGUGACGGGUUCGAUUCCCGGUCGAUCCAGGAUCUUUUCGUAAAGGAAAUUUCCUUGACUUCCUUGGGCAUAGAGUAUCUUCGUGCCUGCCACACGAUAUACACAUGCAAAAUGGUCAUUGGCAGAGGAAGCACAGUUAAUAACUGUGGAAGUGCUCAUAGAACACUAAGCUGAGAAGCAGGCUUUGUCCCAGGAGGACGUUACGCCAAGAAGAGGAGAGAGGAAUAGAAUAGCGUAUUUUUUUUGUCGAAAAAAAUUUCAUGUUUUUUGGUCCCAUACAAUUUUUGACAACUUUAGGCCCCUUGAGGGACCACUUAGCCUUGAGAUACGGACUUCAAAUUUUGACACGAUCAUUUCUUAGCUAAAACGAUCAUGUUCCACUAACGAACUUAUAACAUUUCCAUUUUUUGCAAAAUAAGGGACGGCCUAAUGUUUAUUUGAGAAGGGCUGGCCACCAUAACUCUCGAUCUCGUUUCAGAGAGCGAGUAAAGGCGCUGUAAGGCUUGAGAGCCAGGGCAUACGGGGUAAAUAACGUUGUCUCAAACCAGGAUUCAAGAGGACAUGGAGUGACAUUAACAUUCUUGGCAAAGUCACUUUCAACGAAGCGGUACAUUAUUCUCGCUUUUCACGGAACGGUUGGUACGAGAUGUCCUCGUUCACUUUCUUCAAUAACAAUAACAACGCUGCACAGUAGGCCUGGCCGCUUUUUGUUUGUAAAAUGCAUUUAUGAUGCACUCCAACUAAAUUACAAGAAAAAUAAUGGGAGUAGUCGAUCCUAUCAUUUUCCAAGAUUCUUUCAAUGAAUGGCUGUGUAUGUGUAGACUAGACUAGACUAGACUAGAAGUGAGCAUACAUAAAUACAAAACAAAAAAUGGAACCGAUCGGUGCCGUAAUCGCUUGUUUUCGAAUAGGAUGAAUUUGAGAGCGUGAGAUUAAUUAUGGCAUUCAUACCCUAUUUUUAUUUUUAUUCAUGAAAAAUAUUUUCCGCGUAAUUUUAAGGAAGAUAAUUUUAGAGUGUAUUCAACUCCCCUUACUUCCCUUUUAAUUAAAAAAAAAAAAUAAAAUAUGUUAAUUGUUGCGAUUCAAUACUAAAGAAACAAUGACAUCUGAAAGGUGAUCACAAAAACAUUUUCUCAAUGAUAUUUUUUAAAUGUAAAUAUGUACGUUUUAAAACACUAAAAACAAUUUUGAGAUAUACAGAUUACAGCUAAAAUAUAACAGAUGAAAGGAUAGAAAAAAACAUUAAACUAAACCCUGUCUAAAGUAUGAGUGUGAGUAUGAGGGUUUGGUACGUGCAGCACUAAUAUGUUGUUUUUUGCGUCAGUAUGAAUAAUGCAUGGAUUAAAAAUAAAACGUUACGUCGAUCUCUUUUAUAUAUUAAAAGAUCUUCAAAGGAGGUCUUUCUGACAAUUAAAAAUCCUGUGACGACAGAAUAACUCGAAGAAGCGACCUAUUUUUCUAUUCCAAUUCCCUAAAUUCAAUUUAUACCGACGCACGCUUGUUAUUUUAUCUCCAAUUCACUGAAAAAAACUAUAAAAAUACAUUAUGAUAUACUCAACUCUUCUAUCAAGGGAGAUAUGUGACUUUACCGAAACAGCUAGUGAAAACAUUUUUGUAUCCGUUGGACGACCAUUUGUUAUUUGUUGCUGUUGGUCAUCGUGUACCACGGGCACUGGCGCGAGCUUCUGUAGCGCACCUUCGAUAGUUGAAUAAAACCUCCACAUAUCAGUCCGAUCUAUGUUUUUCUGCUACUCAGCAGUUCGCCAACUAUCCCUUCGAUUGACUGCCGUGAGAUAAUAAAACGCAUCGUUCAGUUAUGUUUUUUGAUCUUGUGGCACAGUGAUACGUGACAUACCGGAUAAUUACGUCGUAUUUGUUUUGUAACUACAAUUAUCUUGUUACAAAAUAAUGAUUAAAGCCAAUGUUCAGUCAAGAAAGAUCCUAGACCUACCGGGAAUCAAUGCUAUCACCGUCAGUCUACAAUCGUUGAACAUAUGUAACAUGAUUUAUGUGGUAUUUAAGAAGAACAUGUUAGCAUAGCAUAGCAUAGCAUAGCAUAGCCGACCGUACACAUCCUGGGGUGGCUGUCGAUAGAGACGUUUAAUGCGCCAGAAAAGUUGCCUGGGACUUGACAAACCUUUCAUUUAACGAACUCUCGACACCUGGCCAGGUCCUUACGAUCAGCGGGGAUGGGGAGGAAAUGUUGAUUAGAUAUCUACUCACAAUAUGUCCAAGAACUUGGCCCACUUCAUAGAUAUCUGGAGUUGGAAAUUGGAUAGGGUUUAAUGGGGUGCUUUCCUUGGCGAAAAAGCGUAUGAGAAAUUGUCAUGAUUUAAUCAUUUACCUGGUUACCACGAAAAGAAAAAUUAGAUAGAUCUCACCAAAUUUGUCUCUUGAAGACAUAAAAUCUUAUUCCUCAAGCCAGAACACCUCAAAAUUGCCGCACCACUUCAGAACGUCUCAUAAACGCGGAAUUCACUGAGGGCAAUCCAUCAUCCACACUGAAAAACGACGACGCACACAACAAAAUCAAACCAACGCGACAAAAGCAGCGGGACCUAAUUCAAAAUAUGAAAAAUCACCAAAAUCUUCCAAAAUUUAAAAUUUUCAGACGCGAAAAAAAUGACAGCGCGAAAAUUCGAAACGUCCGCGCGCGCGCAUCGACUACUGCGAUCAUGGUAUUUAAGAAGAACAUAUUGUGAAAAUAUUCUUUUCAAGCUUGUACGACGAGUUUAAAAUAAUUGAAUAAAAAAACAACCUACAAUCAACAAAACACAGGACUAUUAAAUAUGGUAGGCCAAUCACUACAACGAGAAAGGAAAUAAUGAGCUGUCUCGAGAAAAAGAUAAACUGUUUUUACGAUAAUCUAUCAGUAAUGGACUGACAGAAAACACAAACAUAAAAAAUGAAUGAAAUAAUUCAAAUUACCCGACCGAAUUGUAGCUAAUGAUUGUUUGUUUUUAUGAUGUUUAUCAGUUCGUUCAACUAAUUAAAUCGACGAAUUAUGAUGGAAAAGGAAUAACAAGUUCACCACGGUUAAAGUGUUUUUAUCUGUGUGAGCUUUACACCACACAGGUCGGUUUUACACCGUCUUUUCUUCGCCUGCUGUUUCGUUGGAAAGUUCGCCCGGUUUACCAAAGAGAGGUGAAGAUGCAGUCGAAAGUUUCACACUGAUCACUAGCUCCGCCUAUGUGUCAGGUUGUUAGACAGCGUCUUCAGAUGAGGAGAUAGUACACUUUUCCGUAUGGAAGAUUCAAAUGGAAGGUAAGAAUUGUAAUUUUUGUGUUGAUGUUUAAGGACAAGGUAUUUGGAGUACAUUGCUCAAAAUUUCUAGAGCACCGUUUUUUAGAACCGUUGAACGGAUUUGGAUUAAAAUUCAUCACGCUGUUGACAACCACUGAACAAUUAGCGUGAUGCAUUUUCAUCCAAAUCCGUUCAACGGUUCUAAAAAACGGUGCUCUAGAAAUUUUGAGCUAUGUACUUCAAAUACCUUGUCCUUAAUUGAAUUUAUUUCAGUUGAUUCACUCUUUUUGGUAGUUAAUGUGUUCACAUUGCUGUUUAUUUGCGUAUUAGUACCAAAGAUAAUUAGAAUGCUGAAUUUAAUUUAUCAAUUGUAAAAUAUCUUUAACAAAUUUUGAUUAUUGUUACGCUGAACAUUAUUUGAGGCCUGUUUUAGAUCAGAUUAUACCGAAGGCCUGAAUUUUUAAAACUUCUCCUAGAAGCUUAGUGAACUGCUCAUUUGGCUUUGACGCAUUACCAAAAGCUGUUGCCAUUGUUCUUACCAAACAAGAAUCAAUAAGAAAUACAUCCGCUAAACCCACUAAAACCCUACCCUAAGGUUAGGGUAAGCCGUUUUGUAUUUUAUUUCCUGGGAAAACAAAACUUUUAUAUUUUUGGCUGAUAUUUUGGACUGUUUUGCAUAUCCCACAAUAGUUUUUGGUGCUUUCAAAGAGAAUAUACAUUCAAAAUAAAAACGUUGAAACGUUGAUAUUUUGGUCACCUUUCAGAUGUAUUGAUUCGCAACAACAAACAUAUUUUAAAUAUCCCCCUGAGCAUUCCGUCAUAGAAAAAUAGUUUGUUUCACUUAAAUGCUUUCGAAAAUUAUUUUCCUUAAAUUAAACGAAAAAAUAUCUUUCUAAAGCUAUAAAUAAAAAUAUUUAAAAAAAUUACAAAUAAAAAUAUUUAAAAAAAUUUAAAUAAAAAUAAAUAGAUAAAUAAAAACUAUAAAAGCUCAAAUUGUUUUUAUCUUCAAAUCGGUAUGUAAAAAGGUGUUCAAGAAAAAUCUAAAAAUGUAGGGAUCGGAUGCUUGAAAAUAAAAAUCGCGAAUAAGAAACUAUCGGCAUUCAAAACAUGUUCAAAUCGAGUUCAUAUGACGAAAACUAUAUUUAGAUCAAAAUAUAAAAUGUAUGUUGGAAUUGCAAUAGAAAUUAUAUGGUGUUCAGUGGCUGCAUGGACCUCUUUUUUUACCUUUUUAAAUUAUUUUAAUACAUAUUUACCAUGAACAGAUACAUAUAAACUUGCAGAUAACACAAGUUUACAAAAUAAAACGAAAGUCGUGAACUUGUGUCAACGACCAAAAUUUUUGAAGCACAAUUUAGUGCUGAUUUCGAAACCGACCUUCAAAAAAUUUUAAGUAGAGCAGUUUUUGAGUUUUAGCUCAAUAUCGAGUUUUACAUCUUUUCAAAAUAUGUAAUUUACUAAAAUUCAAAUAUAUUGCGUUUUGUUCAACCAAUUUUAAAUCUUUUUCCAUAAAUUGAAAGCUGACUACAAUACCAUUUGAUCAUCUGAAUUCAGGUUUUGCGUCAGAUUGAUGAAAUUCAAGAUAUUGGCGAGUUUUAGGGACGAUCUUCUUAAAUUUUAGCAAAAUUCUCAAAUUUUUUUGUAGAAAUGUAUUUUUUUCAAUAAGAAAAAACCAACGUAAAAACUCUUUCUCGACGUUUAUUUGACGUAUCAUAUGUAGGCGAGUUACAGUAAAAAAUUCAGCUCAAUCGGAGUAUUGAUUACGGAGAACGAAAUUUUUGAAGUGAGCGACUUUGCUUAAAAAUAGAACAAAAAUCGAUUUCAAAUCAUCAACCUUGUAUGGAAAGUCGAGAAAAUUUCCGCUCUACUGUAUUUUUUUUCUUUCGCGUUUUCGAACUCAGGGCAUGAUUCUACACCAAAAAUGAUCAUCAGCUUAUCGAGUUCAAAAAUGCUGUAAACUAGUGUAAUCAAUAAAUCACACGAUAAUUAAUGAUUACUUGUGUAGUCAUAAGAAAAUAUUGCUUUUCAGUAAUCGAAUGCACACUGUUCAACCUUGAAAGUAUCUUGUAUCAAUCAAUCUUCGACAUUGAAACCUACGCAAAUCAUACGAUUUUAUCUGUCUCGUAAAGCAAAAAGAGGCAAUAUCCGGUUCAUCAGCCGUUGUCCACAAUAUCGAGAUAGCU